Molecule: messenger RNA, 1584 nt
Organism: Colletotrichum gloeosporioides
Lineage: Eukaryota; Fungi; Ascomycota; Sordariomycetes; Glomerellales; Glomerellaceae
Exons: 2
Coding region: 1-1584 (527 amino acids)
Source: RefSeq, a predicted model, not a curated record
AUGCCGUACAUGUCAUCGCAGGCUUUGCCAAGAGUGCCUCCUCCCCCGCCACCGCCUGAAGCCACCUCAAGCCUGUCGCCAGAUAAAAUUCGGGAAAGCGAAGAGAUUGAAAAUCUUAGAAGGGAACUAGCAAAAGUCAAAGAAGACCAACGAGCGAGGGAGGAGCGCCAGCGGCAGGAGGAGUUCGAGAGAAGGGUUCAAGAAGAAGCGGAAAAGCACAUGAAGCAGAGAAUGGAAGAACUCCGACUUGCUCAGGAGGUCGCGAAGAAGGAGCUCGAAGAAGCAAAAGCACAAAUAGAGAAAGCCGCCCGAGAGGCAAUCGAAGUUGAAAGGCAAGCUGAAGAACAGCGCCGAGUACAGGAACGAGAAGAACUCGAAGAGUGCCAGAGAGUCGCUAGAGCAAAGCUUGAGGCAGAAUUACGUGCCAGAGCCGAGCGGGAGCAGCUGAAAGAACAGGAAGCACAUCGCCUCAGAAUGGAUGCUGAAGCAAAGGUGGAAGCCAGGCUGGCAUAUGAGCAAGAGCAGAGGCGACGAAUUCAAGAGGAAGAGGAAGAGAAGGAACGGGUGCGCCAACAAAUCAGAGACGAAGUGCGGCUUGAGUUUAUGAAACGAGAGAGAAGAUACAUAAGCUCAUCGUCAGAGACCGAGUCUUUCAGCUCACGAUCUUCCCUGAGCAGCAGCUACUUGAGUCUGAGUACCACCAGUCGGAGUAGGUCUACUAGCUCAAAGAUCUCAGCUCGGCUGAAGGCUCCAAGCUGUAGCUCUUGCAGAGCUACGAAGGCGCUCAGUAUCGGCUCAUCUGACAAUGUCAAGGCUCUGAACCUUCAGACGUCGGACGAUGGCGCAGCAGGUAGUACGCAAGGAGACGACAAAACAAAGGACGCAACUCUGGACCCGUUCAUGUACCUUGAAAAGACAUCAACACCGCCGCCGCCGAACCUGCAAAGAAACGAUGUUGAAACGCAAGAGCCAUACUGGGCUUGGGAACACUACUCUAGUAGACUACCGUCUGGAUCUAUUCCGGAAGAUGCAGGAUACACAUACGCCGAUCUAGAGAAUCUUGCAUUACAGGAAGGCCAGCUUCCAUCCGACGAUGACGAAAGUGGAAGUUCAUCGAGUACUGGGACAGAUAGUGACGACAAUGGUUCCAGUCUAGGCAUCGGAGGUAUCUUUGAGCACGAAGCUUCUGACGAUGAGGACUCAGAUGCCGGGACUGUGAUUGCGGCAUUCGAUAAGCCGAGGCUCACUCCAUCGUUUAUUCGCGAUGAUGGUGCUCGUACAAAGGGAAAGGAAAUCUUGUCGGUCCAAGGAACGCAAGCAGAGCGCCUUUCGAACCCUGAGGUGGGGAGUCCUUGUUAUGGAAACGGUCGCUUCCCGAGCACCGAAAAUUCGGAGCAAAACCGACCGAAGACGCAAGAGCUUCCGCUGAAGAUCCCAGCUCAAGAAGAGGCGACCUUGCCCGCCGCUUUGGUUCAGUAUCUUAUUACAGAGGGCAACGAAGAACAGCAGCAAGCUGCUAUUGAGGAGUUUCAAGAGGAAAUCGAUAAUGGAGACGGAGGGUUCCUCUGCAGUCGCAAGAUAUGA